Aspergillus welwitschiae is the source of this 1068-nucleotide messenger RNA. RefSeq lists its product as uncharacterized. The record is from RefSeq and is a predicted model, not a curated record. Bases 479 to 802 code for a protein of 107 amino acids. The transcript has a single exon. Lineage: Eukaryota; Fungi; Ascomycota; Eurotiomycetes; Eurotiales; Aspergillaceae.
GACAAUGGGAUGGAUUCAAUUCAGUAGUUCAUCGAGGUGAUAUAUACAGACAGCUCUCAUCUAGACUAAACCAUAGACAUAACAAGAACAUGAAGAAGAAAUUCAAAGAGAAGGAGAUAAGAAACAUGCGGUAUACCAUAUAACUCAACAACCGACAGCCAGAAGGAACAGACGGGCAACUCACCCGAGAUCACAUGUCUACCAAAUACCGACAGGUCACAUGCAACUCCCAUCCCCGUAAUACGCAAACCAUGCAUACCAUACCCAAGACAGUAAUAAAUUACCUACUUACCGAGUUCUCCCUUCCGGAUCGAAGGAGGCGGAUGGAUGAAUCACAUCCACAUCCACAUCCAUCAUCCCUCCCAUGCAGUCCAUGAUUCAUCAUCAGAAAGGAAUCAUCCUAUACCAUCGCUCCAUCUGCCUCCGUAGAUAUCUUCCCUACCCUCCUUGACACUCUGUGGCUGGUACUUCCCACUCAAUGGCUAUGUGUCCGUGCUUAAGUAGGUGUGUCAGGUCUGUCUGUUCUGUCUACCGAUCCGAUCGUCGCAGGGAAAAUCAAUCGAAACCCCCGAUACACAUGAUACGUAAAGUGGUACCUAUGUUUUCUUGGCGCAGGGUUAGUUUCAACUUCCUUCCGCCGGCUAGAAUAGAUAGAACUGGGUUGCACGGCAGCUCUUCAUGUCGGUUGGCUGUAGGUACUUAUUUUCUACUUAACUAUGAGUCGAGAUUCAUGCACAUGCAGGGAUUAGAGCUGCAGGACAAAAUUUUAGAUGAAAAUUUUUUUUCAUUCUUGCUUUCAUAACCCCCUGAAGUAGAUAGCAGUCAAUUGAUUUAGAAAGGUCUGGCAAAGGUUCGCACUUCUGCCACUGAUCACAUAUAUUUUUGCCCUUGGGUCGCUGAGGCGGUGGUGGUGGUAGGGUGGGUGACGUUUACAUUUGGGAUCGUCAGUCUAGAUCCACCGGGUGAGAGUGAAGGGGGUGCCAUGGACCACAAUGGGUUUGGUUGAUGGCUGAUUUUUUACCAACAUUAAUUGAGUAUUUAUUGGAGUGUGACAGACUAUUCUAGACG